AUGGGUCGCGGUAUCCUGCUAACGGCCAACCUUCCACAACUUCAGAACCUGAUAAAACGGGAUCCUCAGGGCUACAAAGAGGAGUUUCUACUGCAGUACAAUCAUUAUAACUCCAUUCGCCGCAUCUUCGCAACAAAUCCAGAUGAGCAAGCUGCUCAUUUUCGUGAAUUGGUCAACUUCAUCUCGCAGGUCGCAACAUGCUACCCGAAGGAAACUGCAGACUUUCCCUCGCAGAUCUCAACGCUUCUGCUCGAAAACUACGGGAUCUUGUCUCCCGACACCCGCAAGACACUUGUCCAGAACCUUGUUAUGCUAAAGAAUAAGGAAGUCAUAACUUCCAUUGAGCUGCUCAAGAGUCUGUUCCCGCUCUUGCCUCGGACAACUUCUUCGCAGCUCAGGGCCUUCAUUCGGAAGACAAUAUUGUCCGAUAUUAAGACCGCAAAUAUGCGCUCCAAGAACCACAAGCUCAAUCGCGCAGUCCAGGCAAUGUUAUUCGGGAUGGUUGAGCGGGGAAUGGAUGGCGAGGUCAUGGGUGAUAAAGGCAAGCUAAGAGAAUCGGCAGGGCCAACCAGCGAUAAAGUGGCGCACAAUGGUGAGGAGGCUAUGUGGGCAGUUAUUCUUACCAAGGAACUUUGGCGCAAGGGCGUCUGGAAUGACGCUAAAUCUGUGUCUAUUCUCGCUCUUGGAUGCUUUCAUCCUGUGAUCAAAGUCCAGAGCGCAUCCGUUCAUUUCUUUCUGGGUAGCGACGAAGAGAAAGCAGAUAGCGAUGAUGAACAAGAACAGGAAGUCGAUGUCAAAGCUCUUGCUCAUCGCCGCGAAAUCAACAAGAAAACUCGCAGCGGAGACAGGAAGCUAAGGAAACAGCUUGAAACUGCAAAAAAGAAAAAGCACCACAAAUCCACGCCGACGCCGAAUUUCUCCGGUCUGCAGCUACUAAAUGACCCCCAAACAUUUGGCGAAAAACUGUUUGACAUUGUCAACAAGUACGACAAGCGCUUUUCUCUGGACCACAAGAUACUGCUACUGCAAUUGCUCUCCCGCGUAAUGGGAUCCCACAAGCUCUGCGUCCUCGGCUUUUACACCUAUAUCGUCAAGUACCUCACUUACCGACAACUGCGAGUCCCGGCGAUUCUUGUUUCGUUGGCGCAAUCGGUCCACGACUUGACCCCACCAGACGCAGUCACACCGGUCAUUCGUAAACUUGCGCACGAGUUUGUGCAUCCCGGAGUCGCAAGCGAGGUUAUCGCUGCCGGAAUUAAUGCUAUCCGCGAAGUCUGUCGACGUCAACCGUGGGCGAUGGAGGAGGAUCUUCUUGGAGAUCUGGUCGAGUACAGGAAAAGCCGCGACAAGGCGGUAACCUCUGCUGCACGUGGAUUGCUCCAGUUGUACCGUGAAGUGAACCCAGGGAUGCUCAAACGGCGGGAACGGGGCAAGGAGGCGAGUAUGGGCAUUGCAAGCGGGUCGCAACCCCUUCCAUUUGGACACAGCGCCGAUGCCGCAGUGGAUAUCGAAGGACUGGCCCUCCUCGAAGACCAUUUACAACAACUGCGCGACGAAGAGAACGGAGAUGUUGAUGCUGAGGAGGACGACGAGGCGGCAUGGAACGGGUGGGAUGUUGACUCAGACUCAAGUGACUCCGAAUCUGAAGGCUGGAUCAACGUGGAAGACGACGAUCAGGACCUCCAUAUCUCAGAUAGCGAAGACGAGGACAACAAAUCAACAGCAGCACCGCCAGACGGCCCAGCUCGAGUUUCCACCCUCGCGACGACCAAAAUUCUUACUCCCGCAGACUUCGCUCUAUUAAACGAUCUGCGAAUCCAAGCAGCCGCCACAGCUGUUGAAAAGGGGGGUGGGUCGCGCGCAAAAAGAAAACUCGCGACACUGGAGGCGAAUAAGAAGGCAAUGCAGGCUGGCGACCAGCUCGAAGACACGUUUGUCUCCGAAAACGACAUCUUGGGUCCGCGCAAGAAAGCAAAGGCCGACUAUGAAGAACGCAUGGCUUCGAUUGCAAAGGGGCGAGAAGGGCGCGAAAAGUAUGGGUCUCGUAAGGGCAAGAAGAACAAAGAGGCACCAAGCAGCUCCACGAACAGAGAGAAGGCGCGAAACAAGCCCAUUAUGAUGAUUAUGCAUACCGCAGCGGUGAGGGGAAAGAAAAAGGCAUCGCUAAGGGAAAAACAGCAAGCUCUGCGAAGAAAGGCCAAAAAAUGA
Molecule: messenger RNA, 2208 nt
Organism: Mycena indigotica
Lineage: Eukaryota; Fungi; Basidiomycota; Agaricomycetes; Agaricales; Mycenaceae
Product: Protein SDA1
Exons: 8
Coding region: 1-2208 (735 amino acids)
Biological process (GO): ribosomal large subunit export from nucleus; ribosomal large subunit biogenesis
Cellular component (GO): nucleolus
Source: RefSeq, a predicted model, not a curated record